GUGGCUUCUGUCAGGCUGCUGGAGUUCCCUUGUCAUGGCGUCGUCCUUCAGUGGGGUGCUGCAGCUGACUGAUCUGGAUGAUUUUAUCGGCCCUUCGCAGGAGUGCAUCAAGCCAAUCAAGGUUGAGAAGAAGGCGGGGAGAGCUGCCGCUAAGAUCCAAAUUGAAGAUGACGGAAGCUACGUUCAAAUUAAUCCGGAAGGGGCUGCCCGGAAGCUGGAAAAAGCAAAGAUCACUCUUAAUGACUGUCUGGCCUGCAGCGGCUGCGUGACGUCGGCAGAAACCAUCCUGAUCACUCAGCAGAGCCACGAGGAGCUCUACAAGAUUCUAAAGCAAAACAAAACAGAGAAUCCAUCGGAACACAAAGUGGUGGUGGUUUCUGUGUCCCCACAGUCAUGGGCUUCUCUGGCUGCAAGAUUUAACCUGAGCAUGCAGGACACGGCACAGAAAUUAACUGCAUUCUUCAAACAGUUAGGAGUUCACCAUGUGUUUGACACCAACUUCUCCAGGAACUUCAGCUUGUUGGAGAGCCAGCGAGAGUUUAUACAGAGAUUUAAAAGACAGAAGGAGGAUAAAAAAUCCCUUCCCAUGCUGGCGUCGGCCUGCCCAGGCUGGAUCUGUUAUGCUGAGAAAACCCACGGAAGCUUCAUUCUCCCAUAUAUCAGCAGCACAAAGUCUCCCCAGCAAGUGAUGGGCUCGCUGGUCAAAAGCCAUUUUGCAAAAGAAAAGAACCUGAAGCCCAACCAGAUCUACCACGUGACAGUCAUGCCUUGUUACGACAAGAAACUAGAAGCCUCUAGGCCGGACUUCUACAAUCAGGAGUAUGAGACCCGGGAGGUAGACUGCGUGAUCACCACUGGAGAGGUGCUGAGGAUGCUGGAACAAGAGGGGCUGUCCUUAUCGGAUGUAGAUCCAUCCCCACUCGACACUUUGUUCGGCAGCGCGAUGCAGGAGGAGCCGGUGGGACACCAGGGCGGUGGAUCGGGGGGUUACCUGGAGCAUGUGUUCAGACACGCAGCACAAGAGCUCUUUGGUGUCCAUGUGGAUACAGUGGUGUACAAACCCUUAAAAAACAAGGACUUCCAGGAGGUGACUCUCGAACAAGAUGGCAAUGUCGUAUUGCACUUUGCUCUGGCCUACGGCUUCCGGAACAUUCAGAACCUGGUGCAGAAGCUGAAACGUGGACGCUGCCCGUAUCACUAUGUGGAGGUGAUGGCCUGUCCCUCAGGCUGUUUGAAUGGCGGCGGUCAGAUCAAGGCAGAAGGAGAAGGCAGCAAGGAUUUACUCCAGAGGGUAGAAGAGCUGUACAACACAGUGAGGACUGAGCAGCCGGAGGAACGGGAAGAAGUCGCGCAGCUCUAUGGAGAUUGGCUGGAAGACAAAGACUCGGCCAAGGCCAGACAGGCGCUGCACACACAGUACCACGCGGUGGAAAAAAUAAACAGUGGACUGACCAUCAAAUGGUGACGGGUGGCAAGGCACAGGCAGAGACAGCAACACAACUUUUAUGCAUCAUUUCUGAUGCAGUUCAGACAUGUAAAGGGGAUGUAAACCAGAAAAUGAAUGGAAACCUACUUGAGUGCCGCUGCGAGCAACUUUGCAAUUCACAUUAAUUUUCUGUUUUGUUCAGUAGAUCCUGAGAUAUCGGCAGUAUAUAACUGCUAUUACUACUCCGUGUCGGGGCGCCUGUGUGUGGCUUUGUGCAGUCUGCAUGUAAGUAACUGCUACUGUCUCAGCAAUAUUGACUCCAUUUGUAUGUAAGGCAGUUAUGGACAGGAUGGCUCUCCCCAGCCUACUCAUACGAGGAGACUUUAAUGACCCCCAUGCUGGACAUGACUGCUGUCUCUUUACUGGGCUGCUUGUUGGUUGCUAUUGAGCAACUGUAGCUGGAAUUCAGCAGCAGCAUCAUGCACCCAUUGGGAUCAUUUAUAAACCUGGGGGCGCAAGUGUACAAGCCCUGCACUCAUCGCCAGAAAAAAUCCAGUGGGAAAAAAAAAUGGGCGAUGGCAUGGAACAUUGUAAUUCAGCCCUUCUCUCACCCAUCAGCAGGUUGUCAUUUCUCCUACAUCCAUAUGGGACACAUGACAUUAAUAAAAAUAAAUCUAUAUUUA
Messenger RNA from Xenopus tropicalis (tropical clawed frog), 2109 nucleotides. It is a transcript of the gene ciao3, whose product is annotated as cytosolic iron-sulfur assembly component 3. NCBI's taxonomy places the organism in Eukaryota, Metazoa, Chordata, Amphibia, Anura, Pipidae. The record is from RefSeq and is marked validated.